Carya illinoinensis is the source of this 981-nucleotide messenger RNA. RefSeq lists its product as uncharacterized. Bases 371 to 814 code for a protein of 147 amino acids. Lineage: Eukaryota; Viridiplantae; Streptophyta; Magnoliopsida; Fagales; Juglandaceae. The transcript is spliced from 3 exons. The record is from RefSeq and is a predicted model, not a curated record.
CAUAUUGUGUUUUCAAACAUCUAGAAUGUUUGACGGGAACCAAACAGAAAAUUUAUUUUCCUUGAUACAGUUGGUAAUGCAGAUGCUUGCAUGAAUGAAACCCUCCCAAUAUCAACAUAAAAAUCGGCUCUUACCAAAGCAUUGACAUCAAAUUACAACCAUGCAAGCCAUUCAAACAUCACAAAACUGUAACAAAUUAUUACACCAAUUCAAACUCUCUGUCUAAUUCGUACGUUCCAAUAUUCUAUAUAUCCACCAACUAAUCAAGGGAUCGAGAGAAAUAUCAGAUACACACACACACACCCCCUUUUGCUUGAUCUUCAUCAUCUGAGCGAUCUCUUUAUUAAUUCUUUUCCAAUUUUAACAAAAAAUGGGCUGUGGGGAAUCAAAACCAGAAGUUGCCGCAGGAAACACCAUCCUCAGCCACAGGUCAUCCGAGCCUGAUCCUGGUUCCAAGAAGAGCAAAGACAUAGAAACCAUCCCCGAAGCAAACACCACAGAUAACACCACAAACUCAUCGCUGCAACAACAAGUACUUGAGGCCAAAAACGAAGACAACAAGGACUUGGGCGAGGCAGCAGUUGCGGCGGAUGUCAAGAAGAUAGAUGAAAACACGGCAGCGAAGGAAGGAGGUGAUGUAAAAAUAAUAGAUAACGGGAAAGCUGCCGGGAAGGAAGCAGAUCAGAAGGAAAAUGAGGCCGUAAAGCUGGUGGGAGAGAAGGUGAUCAAGGAAGCAGAAUCAGAAACGACGGUCGUAGAAAAGAAUCAAAACGCUGAUAAUAAGGAGGAACAGGAACAUACGGCUGAUACAUGACUACCUACCAAGAAGGAUAUAUGAGAUCACAAAGUGAAGGAAGAUUAACAAGAUAUCAUGAUCAUGUGAAGUUUAAUUUUCAUGUGCUUAAUUCAUUUGUUUAUCAAUAAAUUUAUGUAAUUUGUAAGUUUAAAUGUUUUAGAUCAGGCUUCUACUUCUUUACCAUA